AUGGGUAAAAUAUUAGUCUCAAAAGAAAUCAAAGAAAGAAUUAUCACCUUGCAACUUACUGGUAACUCUACAAGAAAAGUUCAGUUGACUCUCAAGAACAUAUCGCAGUCAUGUGUCACUAAAACAAUAGCUAAGUGGAAAAAAACAGGUAGCACAUUAGAUAAAAUCAGAUCCGGAAGACCCAGAAAAACAACUACCACUGUUGAUAAUAGUAUAUACAAAAUUGCAAGAAAAAAUCCUAAGUAUAGCGCGAAACAAAUUGCUCAUGAAAUAAAUCUAGCCCUUAAAAAUGACAUCUCAAGACAGGCAGUAAAUAGAAGAUUAAUUGAUCGUAAACUAUGCUCGUACACUGCUGCUAGAAAACCAAUGCUUAAAAGAUCAGAUCGACUUAAACGUUUUGAAUCUAUUAAAAAAAGAUGCUUCAAUAAACGUGAUAAGAUGAUCAAACCAGGUGCUGGUUCAACUUACCUAAAAGCAACUAUUAAGAACAGCAAUAUUUCAACUAAAAGCAAUUUUGAAUUAGAAGAAACUAUAACUGAAAAUGAAGAUCAGAUUGCUACUCCAAUUGCUGUAGAAGCCAAAAAAAAAAGGAAAAUUAUCAAUGAGGCGGAUAGAAGAAUAAUGCAAAAAACUUUCAAACUUUGA
Molecule: messenger RNA, 645 nt
Organism: Hydra vulgaris (swiftwater hydra)
Lineage: Eukaryota; Metazoa; Cnidaria; Hydrozoa; Anthoathecata; Hydridae
Biological process (GO): DNA integration; DNA transposition
Molecular function (GO): DNA binding
Source: RefSeq, a predicted model, not a curated record